Messenger RNA from Caenorhabditis angaria, 530 nucleotides. NCBI's taxonomy places the organism in Eukaryota, Metazoa, Nematoda, Chromadorea, Rhabditida, Rhabditidae. The record is from the annotation of a GenBank genome assembly.
AUGACAGUAUGCGGUUGGCCGACAGAGUGUACAGAGAGAUCAUGCUGUGAAUCGUACAUUUUUCGACUCUAUCUACUAGGCUUCACGUGAGUACUGUAGAGGAGUACUGUACCUCCCACAGAUUACUGUACAUUUUCAGAUUUGUGGUUGUUGUCGUGGCAUUUGUGGUGGGCGCCGGUUGGAUGUUAUUCGAAUUUCGACCAAAUUAUAGGUGAGAGCGAGAGAGAGAGAGCACGGGAAAGUUAGAGACGCAGAGAAAAAUUCAAAUUUUUUUUGCAGAAAUCGCCUUCGCCGCGCCGACACUGAAGAACAACAUCAAAUCGAGCAACGAUCCUUCGAGGAGACUAAAUAUCUGCGCAGAUUUUCCGAACUCAAGUGAGUACUGUAGCUGGGGGUACUGUAGCUAUUAUUACAAUACCCCUCGGGGUGUUAACUACACUGUAGUUAACCACAGUACCAUAGGUUACUGUGGAUUUACCGUAACUUCUUUCAGCCCUCUUCAAGCUCGCCGCCAUUCCAUCGACAACUGA